AUGUCUCUCACCUCUCUGCUCUUGGCCGAGCUUCUGCUCUUCACCACAGUAACAGCCUCACACUUCUUUGGCAGCUUGAUGACCUUCAACCCAAGAAGGAAUCAUGAUGGAUUAUACAAGGUGGAACUUAGCUUCAAGGCGACCUACCAUUCCUGUUAUGAGUAUGAUUACUGGCCGUGCAGCUCUGGAGACUGUGGAAAUGAUGCCAGUACUGUGAUUGGUCAAGUAGAUUCGAGUCUGAAUGGCAACAACUGGUGUCAGUCUGAGGGAGUGAUAACAAAGAUGCUUUCCACCAACAGCCCAUUCCAGCUCCUCAUUCCCACUUACAACAACCUCUACAACACGUGCAUCAACCACUACAACACAUUCAACAACACCUACAACAACUCGUACAACAACAACCACUACAACACGUUCAACAACAACCACUACAACACGUUCAACAACAACCACUACAACACGUUCAACAACACCUACAACAACUACUACAACAAACACGACAACACCGUCAACAACCACAACGACAACCACUAUGCCACCAUCAACAACCUCAACACUUACAACAACCACUGUGUUACCAACAACAACCACUACAAUAACCACCACAUCACUGAUGACAACCACUACACUACCAGCAACCACAACAAUGCCUACAACAACCACAACAUUACCAACAACAACCACAACAACACCUAUAGAAACCAUUACAUUACCAAUGACAAGCAAUACGUCACCGAAACCAACCACAACAACACCUUUGACAACCACGUUGAUGGUCCAGCACCAUCUUGCACUGAGGGAGAAUAUCUACCCCGGUUCCUUCACCCAACACCACAUCAUGGAGAACACCUGCAGGCUCGUGUGAAUGAAGAGCUUGAAAUCAGAGUGAAAGCUUUUGCAUCUUUUUCUAGAAUCAUUGAUGUCAUCAUUAGUGGACCACUGAACAGCACAAAGUACAAAACCACCACUGGGGAAUAUGUGAUCUACUGGACACCAACUGCAGAUAACUAUGGACAACACUUUCCAUUUUGUUUCAUUGCAGAAGGACAAUACGGGUUUGAUAUUUACCACUCUGAGAUGAGAUGCGUUGUUGCAAAGGUGAAUGCUGAAGGACCGGUGGCACAUGUAACCUGCACUCAAAACUCAAUGUCAGUGACAAUUGAGAGAUCCUCCAUUAAAAACCUCCAUGGUGACCACUUAAGACUGAUAAAUCCGUCUUGUCGGGUUUACACCAACAGUACCUACGUGUUCACCAACACACUUCUAAAUGAAUGUGGUACUCAGAUUGAAGAGAACAAUAAUGAACUCUUCAAGAAUAAAAUCAUUACAUUCGAUGAUCCCAGGGACAUUAUAACCAGAAGGAAUAAGCUAGAAAUUGAAAUUCUGUGCAAGUACCAGGAAAGAACCAACGUUACACUAGAGUUUGAUACUCACAGACCACCAAUCAUCAUCUCAGAAAAAGGUUUUGGCACAUUCAACUAUCAGUUUGAGUUUUAUGUUUCUGAAAAUUUCCACACCAGCAGAGGCUCAGAAUCUUACCCGCUUGAGUACGACAUGGGCGAUAAGAUCUACAUGAAGAUCGAGCCCGUCACUCCAGUCCUAAACACUGAGAUCUUCCUUGAGUCCUGUGUGGCUACACCUUACGAUAAUCCCAAUUACCCAAUCUCCUAUCCCAUCAUAAAGAACGGAUGCAAUGUGGAUGAAACUGUUCAGUUUUUCUCAAGCCACCAACAAUAUGUCCAGUUUGAAAUGGAGGCCUUCAAAUUCAUUGAGUUCCAUGACCAGCAAAUGGUCUAUUGA
Carassius carassius (crucian carp) is the source of this 1800-nucleotide messenger RNA. Its product is annotated as glycosyltransferase-like protein gnt13. The coding region runs from base 1 to 1800 and encodes 599 amino acids. NCBI's taxonomy places the organism in Eukaryota, Metazoa, Chordata, Actinopteri, Cypriniformes, Cyprinidae. The record is from RefSeq and is a predicted model, not a curated record. The transcript has 11 exons.